UUUUAGAACUUGUGUCAAAAAGAGAAGAACUUUACCCAGAAUUCCCACAUUUCUAUCUGUGGAGCUGAAAGGGAGAGACAGACUUUAAGAAACUGAAGCAAGAUUUCAUUUACUCAGCUAUAACACAAUGAACAUCAUUCAAACUAAGUUAAGAAGAAGCCUUAGACUACUUUAUAAUGGAUACUACAACUCUGAUGGGUUACCGACCAUUUCAUACAGAGAGACCAGAGUCAGGAGGUGCAGAAAUCGUCGGCCUGUAAAGACGGAUAAAACAGAGGUCCCUGUACAAGAUAGAUUUGACAGCAGCAUAAAGGCAAACCAGAAGAAGUACACACUGUUACAGUUUUGGUGGAUCGUCAUUGUCCUCUCUCUGUUUUAUGGAAGUACCUGCCUGUUUACUGCCCUGCAAUCGAAACCUUCAGAGUCACUUAUUACGCCAGCUACAACGGACACGGUACGCUUUUCUGUACUUAAUCUAAACACUAGUUUCAAUUUCUUGCAUUGUUGUUCACAGGUCUUAACCCCAGGAUGUAAGGAUCAGGAAAAACAUUCAAAGGAUCUGCAUGAAGAGUUGCUGAGUUUGAAGAAAAAGCUGGACUACCUUCUACCAUCAGCAGAUCUGUUGCCCAACUUUGCUCUGGAAUCUCAAGGAGCAAGGAUUUUACACCAAAGGACCUCAGACACAUAUCAGAUGGUAGAAGCAUGUCGUUGGUUUGGAUUACCAAUAUGGCGACCAGCUGUAGACCCAAAGAUUGUUAUACAGGGAAAAUCACACCUGCUUCCAGGACAGUGCUGGGCCUUUGCAGGUUCCCAGGGACAUUUAUCCAUCGCCCUGUCCCACAAAGUCUCCAUCAGCCAUGUCUCCAUGGGUCACAUUCCCAAAAUGGUAUCCCCGACUGGCUCCAUCUCCAGCGCUCCAAGAGAGUUUUCUGUUUAUGGAAAUAAGGAUUUGGAAGAUGUGGAGAGUCUUUUGGGAACUUUUCUCUAUGAUGAAGAUGGAGACCAUCUACAGACCUUCAAACUUCCUGAUCGUAAAGCUGGUUCCUUCCGCUUCAUGAGGUUACAAGUGAACAGCAACUGGGGCCAUCCUGAGUAUACGUGUCUCUAUGGCUUUCGAGUGCAUGGAAAACUGGCACAAUGAACAGGAGGACAAAAAGAGGUUAUUUUCAUAGGUUUUCUCCAGGUGCUCUGGUUUCCUCCCAAACCAAACUUGAUUUAAGAAGUUUUGAUCGGAUAGACAACAUAAAAAAAGGACUGACUCCAAAGAGCUGCUCCUUCAGGUUGCUGCUAGAGGCUCUGACUGCUUGAGGACCAGAUACACUGAGCAUUAUUCAUUCACAUCUCAAUUGAUUAUAAUGUGUGCUAAUAUUGUUAUCUAAUUUGUGUUUCUUCUUUCAGAGAUUCGGAACCAGCUUUGUGUUUAUGUGUUUCUGUUCUGUCCUGUCCUGUUUGAAGCCAGCCAGCAGAGGCAGAUGGCUGCUCAUCCUGAGCCUGGUUCUGCUGGAGUUUCUUCCUUUUCAAAGGAAGUUUUUCUCUCCACUGUUGCCUUGUGCUUGCUCAGGAUGGGGGAUCAAAUCAGAUUGAAUAUUUGAUGAGAUCCGCUGGUGA
This is a messenger RNA of Girardinichthys multiradiatus, 1608 nucleotides long. Its product is annotated as SUN domain-containing protein 2-like. Gene Ontology annotation, biological process: nuclear envelope organization. Gene Ontology annotation, molecular function: protein-membrane adaptor activity. Gene Ontology annotation, cellular component: nuclear envelope; meiotic nuclear membrane microtubule tethering complex. Bases 128 to 1141 code for a protein of 337 amino acids. The transcript is spliced from 10 exons. NCBI's taxonomy places the organism in Eukaryota, Metazoa, Chordata, Actinopteri, Cyprinodontiformes, Goodeidae. The record is from RefSeq and is a predicted model, not a curated record.